AAACAAGCGGUUUCUGUUUGCAUGUACGAGAACUUCCUCCUGUCAGGCGCACUUGCUGAAGCGCAUCCUCUGCCUCUCCUCUCGGUCUGUUUCUUUAAAAGCACGCAGCCCACGCCUCGAAAAGCGGCUUGUUCCGGCUUGCCCCUUUACAUCUUUUUUAUCCUUGCCCACAACGUUAAAAUAGUGCCCCUCCAUCCCGUCCGUUAUGGUCACAUUGCACAGACAUUUUUCUUCCAUCGUACCAGGGCUAAGUAAACCUCGUCUCGGGCGGAGCAUGGACGAUGCGUAGCGGUGCAGCAACUCUCCACAGUGAGGCUGAGGCGCAGCUCGGGCUCCAUCACUGGCGGAGCGAUACCACCAUCUCCUCUCAGCGCUGGUUUGUCAAACGGGGAGUGUGUGGCUCGCAGUACCUGAGCGAACGUGUUCGUCAUAUGCUCGCGGAAAGCGGGGCAGAGGAUCAAAACUGGACCAAGGGACCUGUAUGUAACGCUCUGAGAUGCAGUGCUGUUCCACUCUGGAGUCAGUAGUUAUCCCCCUGGGCUGGCUGCUGUGGCUUUUUUGCAUCUGAUGAAGAUUUUUGAUGAUUAUUUUGAUGCGCUUCUGUGGAUGAAUAUGUUUAUUCUGGUGCUGUGGUGUAGCGCGUGAGUCUUCAUCGGCUCUGGUGAGCAGGAGCUGUAGUCGGGGCUCAUUGUCAUGCAUUCCCCCUGAGCUGGGUGACGCCUCCCUCAGCGGUGCAGCGGCAGGAUGCCGGUGCAGGCGGCUCAGUGGACAGAGUUCCUGUCCUGCCCCAUCUGCUACAAUGAGUUUGACAGCAGCGGUCACCAGCCCAUCAGCCUGGGCUGCUCCCACACUGUAUGUAAGACCUGCCUACACAAACUUCAUCGCAAGGCCUGUCCCUUUGAUCAGACGCCUAUCAGCACUGAUAUCGACCUACUACCAGUCAACUGUGCCCUGCUGCAGCUGGUCGGAGCUCAGGUCCCAGAAGUGCAGCCAGUGAGCCUGAGCAGUGCGGCUGAAGUUGAGAACUAUGAAGCGUGCAGGGCGUGUGUGGAAGAGCUGGCUCUCUACCUAAAACCAAUAAGUGGAGCAAAAGGGGUGGCGACUCUGAGUCCAAGCGUGCUCAGUCGGCCGAUGCAGAGGAAGCUAGUGACUCUGGUGAACUGUCAGCUGGUGGAGGAGGAGGGCCGUGUACGGGCAGUGCGGGCAGGCCGAUCCUUGGGUGAAAGAACCGUAACAGAGCUCAUCCUGCAGCACCAAAACCCGCAGCAGCUCUCUGCCAACCUCUGGGCAGCUGUGAGGGCGAGGGGCUGCCAAUUUCUGGGACCUGCUAUGCAAGAAGAUGCACUGAAACUCGUUCUUCUGGCCCUGGAGGAUGGCUCAGCAUUAUCCAGGAAGGUGUUGGUUUUGUUUGUAGUCCAGAAGCUCGAGGCUCGCUUUCCCCAGGCCUCUAAAACCAGCAUAGGCCACGUGGUGCAGCUGCUCUACAGAGCCUCCUGCUUCAAGGUGACCAAACGAGAUGAGGACUCCUCACUAAUGCAGCUGAAGGAAGAGUUCAGGACGUACGAGGCUCUACGGAGAGAGCACGACGCUCAGAUCGUCCACAUUGCCAUGGAGGCGGGUCUGCGAAUAUCACCUGAGCAGUGGUCGUCUCUGCUGUAUGGAGACCUCAUCCACAAAUCACAUAUGCAGUCAAUCAUUGACAAGUUGCAGUCUCCAGAGUCGUUUGCUAAGAGCGUUCAGGAGCUGACAAUCGUUCUGCAGAGGACUGGAGAUCCUGCCAACCUCACCAGCCUUAGACCGCACCUGGAGCUGCUGGCUAACAUAGAUCACAACCCAGAUGCCCCUGCGCCAUCAUGGGAGGAGCUGGAAAGUGUGAUGCUCGCUGUGAAGUUGGUGGUUCAUGGACUUGUGGAAUUCAUACAAAACUUCAGCAAGAAGAGCCACGAUACGCCACAGCCUCAGGCCAACAGCAAGUACAAGACCAGCAUGUGCCGAGACCUCCGUCAGCAGGGAGGCUGUCCCAGAGGAACCAACUGUACAUUUGCUCACACACAGGACGAGCUGGAGAAAUUUAGACUAAGGAACAAGAAGAGCAGCAGUGUGAGCCGUGUGUUCCCCUUAGCACCGGGAGUUAUGGGUAAAACCUUCACAAUGGAGGGCAGCCUGCACACUGAUGUGUCUGCAGGAGUGGGUCAGGGGCUCAAAGGCUCUGGGGAGAACACAGGCUCCCUGACAGAGGGAUCACCCAGCCUGACUCACCCCCAGCUGAUCUCCAGAGGGGCUGACAUGGUGGAGGACAUGAAGAGAGUGGUGCCAAAUGGAUCCAGUGGGGCGAACGGGUCCAACGGGCUUCCAGGCACCAACAGAAACACGACCGGGUCAAAUGAACAGAAGCAAAUCUCUCCUCCCAGAACUCCAGUCAGUCACUCCUCAGCCUCGUCUCCUUUGGCACCAGUUGGACGGGGUGAUGGUGUCACUUCUUUGCCCAAACAUGGUCCUUUCCUCCUGCGUGCACCACAUCCUACGCAGGCGUCAGAGCUUUACUAUCAGGAUCCCCACUCUGCAUAUGAAACCACCCACUACCAGCCAACCUCGUGUUCCUACUACCCGACUUCUCUCCAUCCUCCCCAUAAACCCUGCAUGGCUCGCUUCCUUCGAUCCUCAAACGUCACGGAAUCCUCCCUGCCCCCCUCGAUCGGCCCGCCACCGUCAUCCUUCCCCAAUGACCCACAGACGCCGCACCCACCUGUGUCCUCCUCUUCAGGGUAUCCACCACACCAGCCUCGAGAUCGUAUUGUUCCUCCUGCCUACCAUCCUCACCCAGGGCAGCCUCCGUAUGGGCCUCUGGCUCCUGCUCAUGGUGUUUACGCUCCUCUCUAUGACAGCAGGAGAGUAUGGAGACCUCAGCUGUACCACAGAGAAGAUGCCAGGAGUAACUCUCUGCCUCCAGAAGUGCUGCACUCCUCCGUCUACCAGCCUCCACUCAGGGAGAGAUUCAACUCUUUAGACAGCAACUACUGCUCUGGAGCUGAACAUCGCGCAGGGCUACACAGGGAUUACGGCCGUGUUCCUCUAGGCUACGAGGAUCUGUUUAGAAGGAAGCAGGAGCAGUGGGCUCAUCACCACCACCAUCACAACACCAACAGACCCUCCCAGUCCUCCCCCAUCUUCACCAUAGAUUUUGGAACCGAGCAUGUGGAGAACAGUGGAGGCCAGUGCGUUGGGUGCAGAUUCAGAGGUGAGGAAAGUUUAGCGCACUACUCUCCGUGGUCCUGUGGUACGAUCGGCCCCUGUCUCAGCCCGUUUGAACCUGAAACACUCACACGCACUUCAGCUCACUCCUGCUCUGAGCAUUCGGACUUGGACAGUAACACAGGAGGUGGAGGUGUUGGUGUAAACAGUGUGGGGAAGCGAUGGCUGCAUUCUUUGGAUCACUACCGGCGUUUGAAAGAUGAGGACCCCAUUAUUCCCUUCAGUGAGGGACCCAUCAUCUCAAAGUGGGGGGCCAUUUCCAGGGCAGCUCGUACAGGAUACCACACUACCGACCCAGUCCAAGCUACAGCCUGCCAGGGCAGCGCCAGCACCACGCCCAUUAACUUUAAAGAUUACAACCCGCACCUGGAUCACAGCGACUACAGGUGGAGCUCAAGAGGCUCUGACUCUUCCAGCCACUCCAGUUUCCUAGAGAGUGAGCUUCAAGGCCGUCGCACAUCCAUAAGCAGUGGAGAGAAAAUCGUGUCAGACCUGCAGACGCGUCAGACUGUUUUCAGCCAGGAUCGAGAUCAAGCUGAAAGUGAAUCUGACCCAGGUCGUGACAUCGAACUUGAACUGUGUGCACUUGACAUGGAGGAUUCCGACCACCAGGAGAUCAAGUCUCAGGAUUCUUUGGACCUGAAUACUCAACAGUCUCAGGAUGCUUCCAACCUCCUCCCACCUUCCUGCUCCUCUUCCCUCCUGUCUUCUCCUGUGGAAGAGCCCUCCCAAUCAGAGGAUCCUUCCACAGAAAAGCUGGACCCUCACCUGCUGAAAAAGAUGGCCUUCAGAAAGUCUCUGUCUCCAGGGGGGUUGGUCUCCGGAGGCCUGGGAGUCGGCAAACUGCUGCUGCGUACUGGACCUCCUAGUCUGGGAGAUACCACUUCCACAAGGGCUCGCCCUGAAACAUCUGUGGCUGAGAUGCUGCUCAAUGGAAAAUAAGGGAACUCAAAGUUUAACACUGACAUUCACCAUGCUAGAGAAGACGUGCUUGAUAACCAGAUCCUGGUUAAAUGGAAAACAACUUAAUUCCAGCCUUCAUAAAUGCCAAUAAUAUGCUUAAAUGAAAGUUAACGGACAUAGGAUCACAGCAACUGCACCACAAAAAGAUAUAGCAUAUUGUCCUGCCUUCUAAUUGGGGAUUUUUACCAAAGUACAGCUCCACAGAGAAUCUGUAACACUGUUCAUGCCUAUUAAGGUACAUAACCAGUGUGCUCUUAAGGUAGAAGUUGCUUCUAUGUUUGCAGUUUUCAUCUUCCUUACAGUUUUACAUUCUCUCCUGAUGUUAACACAGAUCCUCUUUUGCCAAUUCAACAUGUCCAACAGAGACAGGCUGAAGCUGAUAGAUCUUUUUGUCACGUUUUUUACAGACCAAGAAAGCAUAGACUGUAAGAGAAUUUAACAAUUUCAUGCACCCUUUGGGAAAUUAGUUAUUUCAUGUUAGUUUUUCGUUUCAUGUAUUUUUCAUCUUUAAAUACAAAGCUUUAUUAGAAUGUCCUAUCUAAUGCUGAGGAUUUAAACCCAAGAAUGCACGAUGCAAACGUAAUCAGCUUGAUUAUGUUGAUUCCUAUUGUAGUGUCCUGACGGCUUGCAGCAGUGUGACAUUUAAUGAUGCAGCACCCUGUUCCUUUUUUUAUCUUCAUCCCUUUUGAGAUUGGUAAGGAACAAGGACAGAUGUAGAUGACAGGGAAUCAGGAGUGGACAGGAAUAUUUAUUUGAUUUUUCUAUCACUUUCUCACAGCAGAGCUUGUUUGCUUAUAACAGAUGCAGGGUAGACAACAAGUGUGACCAGUGAAAGAGACACAAUGUCUGAUGAGUGUUCAGAAGUAAAUAUAAGUAACAUUGCUACAGAGAUUUUCUAAUGAAAAUAAUUUACUUUGUCAAAUUGCUUUCUCCCGGGGCCUGCGCUAUUGACGAUUUAUAAACAAGGCAUUCUGUCUCCAACGUCUUUAAAAGCUCAAACGCUCCUGUGAGAGAUUAUUCUAGUUAGUGAUUUGGAGCCAAGACAUGCACAGUACAAAUCUGACUGGUAGAUAACAAACCUUUUUUAAAAAAAAUUUGAUAAAACUUCAAAGAUACUGCAUGUCGGUAUAGUCUACCGCAGAAAAGCUUACUGUUUGGAGCACUCCUGGUUAUGGAAAUCUGCUGCAUUUAUCAGUGCUGUCAUUCAUGGCUUUACAUCCACUCUUUUCAAAUAACUCAAUAAGAUUUAGGGUGCUUUCACGCUAGGGGCCCUGUCCCUGGAGCAGAGUGCACUUGAGCGUCAUCAUAAAAGCAAAACCAAAAGUAAAAACAAAACAUCUUUCACAGCUUGGGAGAUCACAUUUUUCUUAAUGCAUGUUGGAAAACAUCGGAAUCUAGUCAACAAGUCGUCUGCACUCCGUCUAGACGUCUCCUGUGUCCUCAUAAAAUGUAUCCGCACAGUGAGGGUCUACUCUUAGCGGGAUGUCGAUGUUCAAGUAUGAAGAGUAUUGUUGACGUCUUAAAAUGAUUAAAAAUCCUUAACUCCAUGCAUAAAACAUAAACAGGUGUCACUCAGGUCAUGACUCGAGUCCUUGCCAUGGUAGCAUCUUCUACUUUCUUCCUUUUGGCAGAUUUGCAAACCAGCUGUGUGUUUACCACCACCUGUUGUAUUUAAAAAUGUACAUACCCAAGUAGGCCUUGGCAUGUCAGAUGUUGCUAAUGUAAAAGCAGGCCAGCAGGGGAGAGCGGAGGGGGAACAUAGGACCAUGGCGCUGCAAGAAACAAUCUUACCUAGUGUGAAAGCACUCCAACUUUCUCAGAAAAAUGACCACUUGGAUAAAAUCAGCUUGAUAAUAAUGUCACAGAAAAGAAUUUAAUGUGUAUUUUAAUCUUCUAGUUUAACCCAAACCCAUCUGUUAACAAGGAGGAGAUGAGAUUUAUGACCUACACAGCAGCCAAUCAGCAGGAGGAGCUCUAAAUAAUUUGGCCUCAUUUCCAGGCAGCUGUUGCCCUGUUCAUCUUAAUACACAGUUUUUGGCCUUUACCUUAAUGCAGGUGUUGCUUCCCAGCUACUAAGCUACUCUGAGCAACAUGAAACAAAGAAGUGACAUGAGUCUGAUUUUUUUUAAAGAAUUGAUUUGUUUCAUGGCCUGCUCCUUACUCACAUGUAAAUGCAUGUGUGAUAAUAAGCACAUUCACAUGGCAAUACGCUCAUCCAGUUAGAUGUCACUGGUUUAGUUGCUCCCCCUUUGUCAAAUAGUUGUGUUACAAAUUUUCACACACAUUCCCCUCUAAAAAAUCACAAGAUAGUCUUCAUAACACUUUAAACAAUAAAUGACUUUGUGCUUCAACCCCUCAGAGAAAACAAAAAACUACAGAUACCAGAGGUCACAUGCUUCACUGUGAUUCUUUAACAAUUCUUCUUUUAUGGUCAUAUGAGCUUUUAAAAGUUGACAUCUGACCUCCAACCACUGUCAUAUGAUCAUGUUACACAAUACGCAGUCAUGACGUUGUAAAUGUUUAAAUGAUCAGUGGAGAAGAGGAGGAAUGACAUCAAAAACAAAAAUCUGCUGCCUCUAACAUAUUGACUCAAUCAGUACAGCAUCAUUUAAGACUGCAAAUAUAUUCUUUUCAAAAUUAAACUGUUGUUAGAAGAUUGAGCUGUUUAGUAACUGUAUAGAGAAGCCACAAACUACUCUGAGAGCAUUGUUUCCUAUUUGUGUGCCUGCCAUCUUAUUGGCAUUUAAUCCUGCUAACUGUGAGUGAUAAUCAGCCCUACUACACUCUCUUCACUCGCACACAAACUUUCAAUACUGUGGCCUUUUUUGCUUUAACAUGACAGAUUCUUGUCCUGUUUCAAACGUUUUUCACAUCAACUCAGAAACCAAACACUUUAAAUAACUUUUUUUCUGAUGGUGUUUAUUCAGUCUGGUCACAUUAACAACAACACUGUAAUCAGUAUUCAAAGGUUUUGCAUGAAGCUUAAGCCUACAAAGGCAAGGAUCAUCACUCUUGUAUUUCUUGAAGCUCUUGUCUGUGCUUAACUUUUGAUUUUUUUGAUUCAUGAAUUGCUAACUUCUGUGAAGUUGUGUGUCAGGGUAUUUUGUAUCAGGAUUUUUGUUACUUGUGUUUUAUGUGCAAUGCUUUACAUUUCAGAGACAAAACAUGCUGUCUUAUCAUCAGAACGUUGUCAACUCAAUUCCUUUUUCAUGCCUGGCUUGGUAUUAAUGCGUAAACCUUAAUGGCAUGGGAGCAUUAAUCAAUUUUAGAUACACAGGAUUUAAAGACUGAUCACACCUGUUUGAAAUUUGAUAUUUAAAGCUCCUGUGAGGAACUUGCAGCUUGUGUUGAUUUUUGAGCCCCUUUUAUCUCUGUGCUGAUUUUGUCCUGAACACGAUUAAGUAGGUUUUUUUUCCUUUUUUAACCUGAACAUCUCAUGGAGAAUUUGUUCUGUUUUAGCAGCUUGCUGUUUAUCACACCUUCUCUGCAGCAUCGAUCAUAGGUGUUUAAAAUGUGAUAUAUAAAUACGCCGUCUUCAUGCUGAUGUUCCCUUUUCUUUCGUAGCUCAUUUAGAAGCAUCAGUAUUAAUUUAAUGCUCCUUCAAAACAUCUUAAUGUCUCCUCACAGCAGCUUUAAAUCUGUCAAGCCUCCUCUUUAAAUUCUUCUCAGCUAUGCUUUCCUUUGAGAUUUUACAUUAAAACCCAUUUAAGAGUAUGCCAUAAGGACUGGAUGUGAAAGAUGUCUUUAAAUCUUCAUGGAAAAAAAACACACUGAACAAUCAAAUAGUGUGCUAGGAACCCUUUUGGAGAGGUUUCCCUUAUCUUCCAUUCAACAUAUCUUGGGAGAAAUGAUUCAGCGUGACUUGAUGUUUGAAUAGUCUUUUACAAAAUGUGUUGCAGGGUUCAUUUCUGUGAUGAAAAAGCAAAAGCUGCUGUUGGGAUUUGGCUGCUCUAAGUCUUGAAUUUAGCUCAGCUGCCCUUCUGUUUACAACUUCACCUUUGAAGUCAUAUAAGUGCCAUGUUGUGUACAGUACAGUACAAUACAAUCAACCCCCUGCUAAUUUCAUAAAGCUUUCCAUAAUUCUCACUGUUGAUCUAUGAGAGGAGGGAAAAGCAUGAGAGGCCAGAUGCUUCUCUUGCAGUUCUGCUUUGUUCCAUUAGAGGGGGCUAGAUCCUCGUCUGUCUGACUCGCUCAGGGAAGACUUCAGUUGCUCAGCUUUUUUGGCUUUUUCUAUUUUCAUCACUUUAAAUAUUUUGUGAAAGUAUUUACCUGAGUUGACAUUUGCUUACCCAAAGCAUCAAUGGUUUACUUCUGAUUAUAUUGUUUGCCGAUGUUUACUUUGCCUGUAUUUUCUUUUUCCUCUCAGUAUCAAUAUUGGCUUUGCUAUUCCUGUUCUCAUGGGAAAGGGCUGGGCACUACUGUGUGUAGAAACAGUAUUGUAAGUAUUGAGCUAAUGUCACGGUGAUACUCCCUGUGUCUGUGGAGCACUGCUAUAGUGGCUAACUUACACCGCACUAGUCCCCAUCCCAUCACUGCCAUCGGGCGCUCUAUGCACCCUCUCCUUCAUCCUUUUCUUCCUGCAUCCUGCAUGCGAUAUAGUCCCUCUUGUGAUGGCGGAGGAGUAUUUUAUGAUUCUGUAGUUGUGAUACAACACUCCAAAGCGCUGUAAGAGUUCUGCACAUGCCCACUGUGUGGCCACGUCAAGUGCUGAAGUUUGCUUGCAGCAUUUUACUCAUUUGCUCUUGAAACUUAAUUAUUGUUUGAUAGAGGUUAUAUUAUAAUUAUGACUAUUAUUGUUAUUACCACAUUUAUUGGUUGUUGUGGUAUUUUUCAUUCUUGGUAUAUUCUGAGUCUGCUUCUUCGUUUUGAAUUAGAGAAUUUGCAGAAUUUUUUCUAUUGGACAAGAAAGUGUCUCAUUGUUCUUUAUUCUAUGGAGAAAAAAAGCCUGUUUGUUGAUUGUGAAACAUGAUGAACUGAUGUUUUCUGACUAUUCAUGUCUGUAUUAGACAUUUUAUUUGCAAAUCUAUUGUUCGAUUGAAAUGUAAAUGAACUAUGAAGAGAUGGUACACAUCCGUCAUUGUAUACAGUCUGGCACCAUCAUUAGAUGGACUUAUAGUAUAACGCUCAUUUAUACGACCUGUGAUAAUCAGAUAUAUUUAAAUGUUGAAACCAUUGGGGCAUUUGUGUAAUGUUUCAGAAUGAGGAAAAUAAACUCCUUAAAGAGACAGCAUAUCUAAAACGUCCCCAUAAUGAAUAAUACUGUUAUGUAUUCCAUUUAUUUCCUUGGAAAUAUCACAUUGUGAAAGGUUUCCCUUUUUACUUACUGUAAGGGUAAUGCAGAACAGAGUGAGUCUAGCCUAUAGUGAUAAUGAUUUAUGUGCUCUUAAUGAUCGAUGGAACUGUUUGAGUAAUAUUUGACUGACUGACUCUUCUGUGUGUUCUCUGACUGUUCAUCUGUAUUACACUGACUUACAGACAGCUUGGCUGAACAGCAUCCUGCUUCUGUGUUGCACUGAGAGAUGGAAAUGUGAAAAGUAAGAUUUCAGCACAUGAAAUUGCAUGCUACAAUUAAAAAGAAAACAAUGGAUAAUA
Messenger RNA from Cheilinus undulatus (humphead wrasse), 9807 nucleotides. It is a transcript of the gene rc3h2, whose product is annotated as ring finger and CCCH-type domains 2. Gene Ontology annotation, molecular function: metal ion binding. NCBI's taxonomy places the organism in Eukaryota, Metazoa, Chordata, Actinopteri, Labriformes, Labridae. The record is from RefSeq and is a predicted model, not a curated record. The transcript is spliced from 20 exons. Bases 745 to 4194 code for a protein of 1149 amino acids.